AUGGCUAAGAUUGAUCCUUCGCUAGGCUCCAGUAGCUUACUGGAGCUUUCGCUUGGGACUUUUGCAGCAGAAGAGCCCCUUCCCCUCGAUGAGACGGAGUCGUCUCAGCGAACCGCUCACCCAGAGAACCAGGGCGCUUACAACAUGACUAGCCCACAUCAAUAUAUCCAUUGGAUGCUGUCAACCUAUGGAAAAGAGGAGAAAUGCCACCGCUCAUCCAAUGAGAAAAAGUCUACGUGGGGUCUUUAG
Messenger RNA from Penicillium daleae, 249 nucleotides. RefSeq lists its product as uncharacterized. NCBI's taxonomy places the organism in Eukaryota, Fungi, Ascomycota, Eurotiomycetes, Eurotiales, Aspergillaceae. The transcript has a single exon. The coding region runs from base 1 to 249 and encodes 82 amino acids. The record is from RefSeq and is a predicted model, not a curated record.